Messenger RNA from Rangifer tarandus platyrhynchus (Svalbard reindeer), 453 nucleotides. The record is from the annotation of a GenBank genome assembly. Lineage: Eukaryota; Metazoa; Chordata; Mammalia; Artiodactyla; Cervidae.
AUGAAUGGCUCCUCAGGCACCCCAAACCUGGGCAGCAGGAUCAGCCUCAUCUCCAAGGCGCAGAUCCACUACAAGGGCAUCCUCUACACCAUCAACAGGGACAAUGCCACCGUGGCGCUCGCCAAAGUAAGGUCCUUUGUCGGCAAGAGCCCCAUGGUGGGGCAGGCUGUCCAGCCUGGAUCUCUUGAUAACUUGAACUCCAAGAAGCUGUUACCUGGCGAGGGCUCCGUGGGCAUGCAGCUCAAUGGGCGCCCGGCCCCACCCGGCCACAAGGCCACCACCGAUGGAGCUCAGAGCAGCCGGGCAAACUCAAGGGCAGGCGACUUUGAUUUUGAGAGGGCAAACAUCCACUUCAGCCGAGAAGAGCUGGACAAGGAAUUUAAGAAGAAACUGAAUUUUAAAGACGACAAAGCUGAGAAAGGGGAAGAGAAGGACCUGGACGUGGUGACCUAG